GAUGCCGGCUCUGGUCAGUCAGUCACUUGCUGCGGGGCUGCGCGGUCGUUCAUCAGGAGGUUUCCCCCACCGCACCGGAAAUGGCGGUGAGCGGCGGCGGCAGCGCGAAGAGCUGGGCUCGGCUGGAGCCGCACUCCCACAAGAUACCGGCAUGGAAGCUGGAGGUGCUGGAGAGGAAGCGGGCGAAGAUGGCGAGCGCUGCCCUGUCCCGGGGGAAGGACUCGUCUCCUAACCGCAAGACCCGCUCCCUGUCGCGGCAGGGCGGCAGCCCGGAGCGCCUGGUGCUGCAGGACAGCCUGGGGCCGCUCCAUGAGAACCCGUUCAUCAAGCAGGAGAAGGAGCGGCGGCGGCGGCGGCAGGAGCAGCGCUCCCAGGGCAGAGCCGCCUCCCCCAUCCGGCACCUGCUGGACAUGUACAGCCACGUCCCGGGCAUGAGGACCAUCCGAGCUGAGAACAUCAUCAUCAUCGAGUCCGAUCCCGGCUACUUCACCCACUCCAGCAGUCAGGGCGACCCUGUGGAGGAGCUGCUGGCCAAGAGGGGCAGCAAGGUGGCCGAGAUCCGGGCAUCAGAGGUGGUCAUCUACGAGCCGGAGGUCCCCAACAAGGAACCAUCCAAGAAAGUCAAGGAAGCCCCCAAAAAGGAGCCGCUGGAGCACUCCGAGGUCCUGGAAGAAGCCGGGAGGGUGAGCCGGUUGCUGGAGAAGUUUGACCAUGGCCAUAGUAGACCCGUGAGGUCCAGGAGCUUGGAGAACUUAUUGGAUCGAGACAACAAACCCACCAUAUUGCCAAAGCCUCCGAUCCUUCAGCGUCCAGGUCAAGCCUCCCGAAACAGGUCACCUAAGAGGUCUGGAGAGGUCUCCCCGUCAUCCGCCUCCAUCUUCGAGGAAGACAGUAAGAGGUUUCCACUCAACAACCCAUCUUGGCUACCUUCCAAGGUGCCCACUUCCCAUAAUCUACCCGACCCCGACCUGUUUCAUAAAAGACCCUCAAGUCCCAUGACCUCUCCUGUGACGGUCACCCCUCUGUCUCCUUCCUCACCUCUGUCCCCUUACGGUGACAAGCCUCUGUCGCCCAUCGUGGCCACAGUCAGGGAGAAAUUCGAAGACGGGCAUACGACAAACAACGUUCCUCCAUUACCAAAAGCGGUCAAUGUUACCCAAAAGGUUGGCAACAAUACCAUCCUGGUCAAUCCCAAAGCUGUGCCCACUGAUAAGGUGAAGUGUCCCACUGCAGAGCCUAUGAUUGACUGUCCACCGCUUACCAACGGCCAUGUUGACCACUUGGAGAAAACCAGAAAGACGUCUAGUUCUAUCAGUAUUCAAGAUCUCCUGUCCAAGACCAAACGGCCCAAAGGUACCGCUGCUCAGAGGGCACCCGGGGGAAGUGGUCCAGUGCCAUCCAAUGAUUCCAUUAAUGAGAUUCCCAACGGCGCUAACGCUUGGAGGCCAAAAUUUGAGGUGGACCCACCAAAAUCUAAUAGCAUCCCUCCCAAAUCCAGUGCCACUUACUCGGAGCACCCAUCCAUCAACCACCACUGUGACCAGGUCUUCACCAGUGCCACUCCAAGCCAGCAGCUGAAAGUGUCCUCUUCCACCAGCGGUAAUGACUCUUUCGAGAUUAGACCUGCUCCAAAGCCGGAUCUCGGCAGCAUCCCAGACGAUGACGUUCAGGCAAAGGCGCUGGCGAACAUUCGAAUGCAGUCCAAAAAUUCUUUUGUCUUUAUCCCAAAGAAGAGGCAGGUCCCUUCUGUAACCCAUCAAGAUGGUAUGGUCCAGUCCAACGAUAAGCCAAAAGUGCAAAACGGCACUUUUGCCCUUAAUGGCCCCAAAUUAGAUGUCAUGGACUCUCCUAGAAAACAUGGCAUCUGGUCAAAUGAUGUCCACGUUCCGGCAGUGCCCCAAGAAGUUAGGAUGAAUGGGGAUGCCAGUUUAGGUAAGACCGUCAGUUCAGAGACCUUUAAAGCCUCCAGUGUACCCCCAGAUUUUGACUGGAAAAGUGGACUUUUGCCGCCCCGAUCGUCCACCGAAUGUCAGUCGUUUACUGAUCUGGGGGCUGAGCUUGAAUAUUUAAGUAGUGUGCAGGAAGGACAUGGGGUGGGUGUAUCGCCCGAAGUCCCGGUUACAAAAAUACACGAGGACGCGGCGAAACAUGACAUACCGGUCACCAACAUAGAUGAUGUAGUCACUGUAGAAGACAAGGAGGUCAACAAAGAGACCAAACCGUCCUUGAAAGUAGAGGAGCCUCCCUAUAGGCCGCCACAUUCCGCUGUGUCCUCCAUCCGCAGUAAAGGAGGCAAUACCUUCACGGUGGUACCUAAGAGGAAACCGGUCACAGAGCAGGAGGCUUUCCGGACCCCUGUGGUGGAGGAAGAUGAGGAGGAUGACCCUAGGUCUAAAAGAAAGUCUUCAGAUGGAUCUGAGGCUCCUUACUCGGAACUGGGAGCUUUGCUGAAAAAACGCUAUCCGACUGCGGACGAAAUCCAGGUCAUUGGUGGAUAUCAGUCGCUGUCCAAGUCCUGUCUGUCCAAGAUUGGCUCCACGAGGAAAAAGAUGAAGAUCUCCUUCAAUGAGCAGAACAUCCACACCAUGUUUGAGUACCCGUCUGAGACCUCGGUGGCUGAGGAGAUGGGAGGUGUCGAGGUCAAUGACGCGUCCGGCUCAGAAUCUGAGGAAGACGAUAAACCUUCUGGUCUGUUUCUCCCUCGGGCAAAGUUUGUGAGCUCCGGUGCAGCCAGCAACUCUGCAAACUCAGGUCUCUCUAAUUACACCCCGAAGCACUCGGUGGGGUACAGCACAUGGCAGGACGAGACGUCUCAGGGGGACUCCACAACUGAAGACCUCAACACACCGAGCCAAGACAUGCUCACGCCAGCCGACAGCAACGCUCAUACGGACUUCCGAAGCGAGCCGGCGCUCUACUUCUAACCACGGAGGACGGUCAGAUAUAACCGGACUGUGGUCACUGCCCUGACGUCUGUCCUCAGCAAUGGCGCCCGUGCCGCAAAGCAUCCUGGGAACGGACUUCAGUCUCGCUGUGGGGCUACCAAAAUAAUAAAAUAAAAAAAUUGCGCGCUUACAAUAUUGGCUGAUCUAUGAAAUACGCCAUAUACGUAAUACGUAAGUGUAGCAGCUUGUGUGCUGCCUGCGGGGGGCGCUCUGUUAAUUAUAUUAAUUAAAGAGCCCUCCAAGUGAUUAAUCCUGUGUCCCCGCACCUCUUAAGGUGGGUGGAGGGGGGGGGGGGGGGGAAUGACCGUGGGGUGUGUCUUGAAGACGUCUUAGUUGUCUGCGUAUGUAAGUAACCCAUGCCUUAGGGCAGUGGCUGGAAAACUACAACUCCCAGCAUGCCCCGACAACAGCAAGCUGUCGGCGCCUGCUGGGAGUUGUGGUUUUACAUCUGCUGGAGAGCCACAGUGUGAUUGAAAAUGAUGACUGGUGAACUUUAUGAAUUUUUGGGGGAGAGUUCGGUGUAGAUUCUGGGGUUCAAAGGCUAAAAUUGGCGGGUGACGAAAACUUUAUCGAUCAGGUUUAAUCAGUAUUUCCACCUUAAAAAAAAUUAAAAAAAAUCCACCUUAAUAAAUUCAACAGUCCUUUACAGUCCAGAAACAAUAUAUAUUUUUUUCCCAACUGUUUAUUAUCUUCGUAUCUGUUUCUGGGAAAGGUGGGUGACAACCAAUAUGGCCGCCAUUGCAGCUCCCAUAGAAGGGGAACAGCCACGGCCAUGGUCAUUUUGGUAGUCACCCAGCUUUCCCAUAGAUGGAUAUUACAGCCUCAAGGGCUUAUAUGCACUGGUUGUUUAUUUUGGGUCGGGGUGGAUAUCUGCUUCGAGUCACACGCAGCCAUCUGAUUGGUCAAAGGAUUGGAUGUUUAAAGCCGUGCUUGUCAAGCCCCGCCCCCUUUUGUCAGUCAUGUUCUUAGUUGUCACAUUCCACUCGGGGACCUGCAGGGAGGUGAUGAUGGCAGGUAUGUAAACACGGCGCACCUGCCCGUCUGAGAAAUGCUGCAAUUAUGAUUAAUGACGCACAUUUGCAUACCGUGAUGUCACAGGGGCGGAGUCACGCACUUUGUAAGCGCUCGUCCCGGCAGCUCACUGACGGAUGUACAUACCGCUUCCCUUGUUAUUUGCACUUUGUUUUGGUCAUACCUGUAAUUUGGCCUAAGAAAAGAUGAUCUCUUAAAGGGAUUGUCCACUUUAAAGGGGAGGGGGGUUAAUAAGACACAUCAUUGAUGAUCCAGUGUGGGACAUUCCAUAAAAAUUUUUUUUUCCAUAGGUGGAAAGUCACAUUUUUGUACAAGUGGACAUCCCCUUUAAAUAUCCUCUCAGAAGGGGUGUUCCCUUAUUUGCUUUGUCGGUGGCAGUUUUUAGUACUCCCCAGCAGACAUGCCCUUUAAUUUGUGGCCUCGGCCUCUUAACUGAGACAGAAAAACCGUGACUCCAUCCCUGCACGCGGUUUCAUCUGAUGAUUUGCAUGAGGUAACGCCCCUUUAUCGAUUUUGGUUCUGUCCGCAAAUCUAGGAACCAGAAGACGUGAUACAUGCUCCACUGCUAUGCAAGAUCGGUGACGCUCCAGUGUCGCUGAGGUGAGACUACAAGUCCCAGCAUGCUUUGCCAGCCAAUGGUAGAGUGUUCUGAGACUUGUAGUUCUUACCACUUACCCCACUGUGUCCUCCAUGAUCUGUGGUGCAUUCACACACUACGGUAUCCAGUCCGCUCCUCCAUUGUGUUGUUUUUGUGUCCGUCCGUCCUGUCAUGUAUAUAUGAAAUGUAAGAAGUCACAAGAUGAGUCUUUGCACUUGAUUUUCGUAAAGUUUAUAAGAUAUAAUGAAUAUAUAAUAAUCUUCAGAUGUUCCUGUCACAGUCAGGAGUGCUCACCGUGGCCAAAGUCUCCGUGUCUGUCCAGUCGUCUUCUGUAAAGUUGGAUUUAAUUCCUGACUAUGGAUAAUAUUAUUAUUACGUUUUGUAAUGAUUGUAGAUUCAUCCCAGGACUUUACCUGAUGAAAUAUCCAAGAACCGAGCUGAUUGAAUAAAUAUUUUCACUGGAAUAAA
Molecule: messenger RNA, 5043 nt
Organism: Bufo gargarizans (Asiatic toad)
Lineage: Eukaryota; Metazoa; Chordata; Amphibia; Anura; Bufonidae
Gene: TPRN
Product: taperin
Exons: 4
Coding region: 81-2924 (947 amino acids)
Molecular function (GO): phosphatase binding
Source: RefSeq, a predicted model, not a curated record